Brienomyrus brachyistius is the source of this 1493-nucleotide messenger RNA. RefSeq names its product transgelin (gene tagln). NCBI's taxonomy places the organism in Eukaryota, Metazoa, Chordata, Actinopteri, Osteoglossiformes, Mormyridae. The record is from RefSeq and is a predicted model, not a curated record. Bases 219 to 818 code for a protein of 199 amino acids. The transcript has 5 exons. Gene Ontology annotation, molecular function: protein binding.
CCUUUCUCUCUCUCUCUUUCCAGACAAACUCAGCGCGGUGAAGUCAUUGUAGCUCAUCUGCACUUUUUAAAUCGGCACUCCUAAAGGAAGGACUCUGCACUCAGCUUGGAGCGAGCGUGAGCAUAACCAGCGAACCUGCACACGUCCGACGAGCCUCUGCCCGCCUGCGUUCCACGCCCUCAACCUUUCACUCUCCCUCCGCAAAACCAGCACCAGCCAUGGCUAACAAAGGUCCCUCAUACGGCCUGAGCCGCGAGGUGCAGGGAAAGAUAGACAAGAAGUACGACCCAGAGCUGGAAGAGCGACUGGUGCAAUGGAUCAUGGCCCAGUGCGGGAGCGGAGUGGGUCACCCAGAGGCUGGCAAAACUGGUUUCCAGGCCUGGUUAAAGGAUGGCUGUGUGCUGGCUGAGCUGAUUAAUAGCCUAUACCCCAGUGACAAGCCCAUCAAGAAGAUCCAGAGCUCAAGCAUGGCCUUCAAGCAGAUGGAGCAGGUGUCUCAGUUCCUGGGCGCAGCGGAGCGUUAUGGCGUCACCAAGACCGACAUGUUCCAGACGGUGGACCUCUGGGAGGGGAAAGACUUGGCAGCAGUUCAGAGGACCCUGGCGGCAUUGGGCAGCCUGGCAGUUACUAAGGACGAUGGCACUUACCGUGGCGACCCCAACUGGUUUCACAAAAAAGCCCAGGAGAACCGACGGGAUUUUACUGAGGAUCAGCUGAAGGAGGGCAAGAAUGUCAUCGGAUUGCAGAUGGGCUCCAACAAAGGAGCAUCCCAGGCCGGCAUGACGGGGUAUGGCCGACCCCGACAGAUUCACAACUGAGCCUCCUCACCACCUCCCAGCAGCCCCUCCCCCACUGGCCCCAUCCCAUGCUCCUCCCCUCGACCAAAGAUUGGACCAACUCCACGCGUUCAGUCUUAACAAAUUGGAUUGGCUCCUCAAGAACUGUGUGAAGACCAGAAGAAACAGUGAGCGAAUAAUCUAACCAAACUGCCAACCAGUCAAGAAGAAACACUAUGCAAGGAUAAUGAUGACUAAACCAUAUUUCCCCAUCUACAUAGUCAACCAAACAUUUAAAUAUGUACAUGUUUUUCCAAAUCUUAGUGUACACUGUAAAUUAAAGCCUUAAUUCCAAGUAGCCAGAACACUGCAUGCGUUUCUGUUAUUAUAAAACAUCCUCGCCUUAUAUCAAGUUAACUGAAGUUCAGGCAAUCGCAGCGCUGCCACGGAUGACCACGUUCAUUGGCACGAAGGUCACCAUGCAGGUGUUGCUCGUGCCAAAUUUACACUCCACGGCUUGGGUCUUGAGACGCAGAUCUGCUUCCGUCUAUCGAAUGUGAGCCUGAGAUGAUUGGGCUCACUGGGAGAGAAAGCACAGCUCUUCCCCUCCAGAGAUUGCAGUCAUGGCCAUCAGCUCUCCCCACUAAUGCCUAGUGUUUUUUGUACAUUGUCUAACUAAAAGCAACUUUGAAAUAAAAAUCAAGAUUAAUUUUAAAA